Messenger RNA from Myotis lucifugus (little brown bat), 3293 nucleotides. It is a transcript of the gene GPR68, whose product is annotated as G protein-coupled receptor 68. The coding region runs from base 294 to 1382 and encodes 362 amino acids. Gene Ontology annotation, biological process: cellular response to pH; G protein-coupled receptor signaling pathway. The record is from RefSeq and is a predicted model, not a curated record. NCBI's taxonomy places the organism in Eukaryota, Metazoa, Chordata, Mammalia, Chiroptera, Vespertilionidae. The transcript has a single exon. Gene Ontology annotation, cellular component: membrane. Gene Ontology annotation, molecular function: G protein-coupled receptor activity.
UAUCUGAUAUGCAGGAUGGUCUUAGGCGACCCCUGUGAAAGGGUCGUUCGACCGCCAAAGGGGUCGCGACCCACAGGUUAGGAACCACCGCUCUAGAUUAAGUGAGGCACUUAGAACAGCGCCUGACACACAGUAGGUGCUUUAUACAUGUCAGCCGCUCUUCUUCUAAGCCUUUCCCGCCUUUGACUUUCAGAAGCUCACCCACCGCCAAGGAGGGGCAGCCUGUGAAGGCCAUGGCGGCGGAGAGGCCCACUUCCUGAGCCAGGAGGGGUGAGGCCCCCGCAGGCCCGAAGAUGGGGAACGUCACUGCGGACACCUCCCGCCCAAACUGUACCAUCGACCACACCAUCCACCAGACGCUGGCCCCCGUGGUCUACGUCACCGUGCUGGUGGUGGGCUUCCCGGCCAACUGCCUGUCCCUCUACUUCGGCUACCUGCAGAUCAAGGCGCGGAACGAGCUGGGCGUGUACCUAUUCAACCUGACCGUGGCCGACCUCUUCUACAUCUGCUCGCUGCCCUUCUGGCUGCAGUACGUGCUGCAGCACGACAACUGGUCGUACGGCGACCUGUCCUGCCAGGUGUGCGGCAUCCUCCUCUACGAGAACAUCUACAUCAGCGUGGGCUUCCUCUGCUGCAUCUCCAUCGACCGCUACCUGGCCGUGGCCCAUCCCUUCCGCUUCCACCAGUUCCGCACCCUGAAGGCGGCCGUGGGCGUCAGCGUGGUCAUCUGGGCCAAGGAGCUGCUGGCCAGCGUGUACUUCCUCCUGCACACGGAGGUGGUGGAGGACGAGGACCAGCACCGUGUCUGCUUCGAGCACUACCCGCUGGAGCCCUGGCAGCGCAACAUCAACUACUACCGCUUCCUGGUGGGCUUCCUCUUCCCGCUCUGCCUGCUGCUGGCCGCCUACCGGGGCAUCCUGCGGGCCGUGCGCCGCAGCCACGGCACCCAGCAGAGCCGCAAGGACCAGAUCCAGCGGCUGGUGCUCAGCACCGUGGUCAUCUUCCUGGCCUGCUUCCUGCCCUACCACGUGCUGCUGCUCGUGCGCAGCCUCUGGGAGUCCAGCUGCCAGUUCGCCCAGAGCGCCUUCAACGCCUACCACUUCUCCCUGCUGCUCACCACCUUCAACUGCGUGGCCGACCCCGUGCUGUACUGCUUCGUCAGCGAGACCACCCACCGGGACAUGGCCCGCCUGCGCGCCGCCUGCCGCGCCCUCCUCACCUGCUCCAGGACCCGCGGGCCCCGGGAGGCCUACCCGCUGGGCACCCCCGAGGCCUCUGGGGUGAAAAGCGAGGAGCCCGAGUUGUUACGGAAGCUCCAGUCGACCUUCCAGACCCCUAACUCGCCGAAAGGGGAGGGGUUGCCCCCCGCCGGGCUGGCCUAGCCAGAGGCACCCAUGUGUGGGGUGAAGUGAGGUCUGAGCUUGCUGGCCGGCUGGCGACGCUUUGCCAAGCGCAGGCGCCUCUUUCUGCUGGAGCAAGGCCUCUCUGUUCCAGGGAGCGUGCAUUGCUGAGCCCAAUGGGGUGAGCCCCGGCAGUCCUGUCUUCUGUUGCAGGCGGGGCUGCUGGCGGGAGGAAGACGGUGAACUGUCACCUGCAGGAGGUUUUCAAAGGGAAGCAGGGGUGGGGGAGUGCAGGGUGAGAGGAUGUGCAUAGAGGGGCGUUGGGAGAGGAGGGUGGGGACUGGGUGUGCGCCGGCCAGGGCCUUCCAGUGCCGUUGCUGCCAUGAGGACUCCUGUCCAAACGAACGGUGUCAUCCAAGGAGGUGAGCAAAGCUGCAUUGUCAUCAUGAACACUAGCCCCACCCACAAGGGGCUCGGAAGGAGGAGGAGCAGGGCCAGGAGGCUGGAGGGGAGCAGGAAUGUGGGGAAGCAUCUGGGGUGCUGGUAGUGUGCGCGGGGGACAGUGCGGGAGUGGCACGCAGAGCGGAGACCCCAGCACACCGUUGAGUCGGGAGAGCCUAGCAGGUCUCCCAAGCUCCAGGGCUGAUGGAAAACAGGACUUGGGGCUCCCAGGCCGAUGUCUGUGGUCCUUUAAACAGUCAGCUCUGAAGCACAGGUGUCAGGACAGAGGCCUAAAGCCCAGGCGUCUAAUCACGUUCCCCACACGGAUUCCUCCGCUUCAGUGUUGCUUCCAUCUGCCCGGGAGCACCAGCCCUGGGUGUGUGUGUGUGUGUGUCUAUGUUUAAAAUGCCAGGGUCUCCAUGACAGCUGUGUGCCAAGACCCUGAGGCUAGGGUCACGUGACUACUGGCAGUGUCCCCCACGCCCACCCCGGCCUCUGCCUCCGCCCCUUGCCGCACCCACAAGGGAAUGUCUAAUUCUCAGAUGCAACAAAACAAAACAGAUGCAUUCUCUGGCAUCUCUCAGUCUCUGUAACGGAGAGAGGAGGUGUCCCUGGGCUCCCCUCGCCCCCUUUGUUCUCCACGGCUCGGCCAGAUCGCCCACCUCAGCCACCUGGAGCGUGAGAGUGGGCCCGUGGGCCACAUGUCGCCCAGGGUGCUGACCGCCACCUUCCGUCCUGUCCUGGAAGGCUCAGCGCCCCUGCAGCUCUGCCAGGCAUGUCGAGCCCCUGCCCUGGCAGUCAUACCAAGAACAGAAGAGCUUACUCCUGCUCCAGGGACCUGCCCACUUUAACAGACAUGCUAGCCCUUCAGGUGGCCUGGUCGGUGGCUGGGGCCAGCUCUCACGUCCCUGGGAUUUGAGUCCCUCACACACAAGGGGACAGGUGGGCUCAAGUCUGGGGAGGGACUAGGGAUGGGGAGAUGGAAGCUGGUGCCACUAGAACAACUAUGGAAUCUGCUAAAGGCAGGGCCAGGAAGAACGUCUUCGAUCUUUCUCCCCCCAUCCCCUCCCCUCUAUUUGCCAAGGAUGCCCAAAGGCAGGUAGCCCAAGUGGGAUUGCCCUAGGGAAGUGGGGUCCCAGGGCUACACUUGGCUUUGACUGGGCAGCACCUGCCCCAGCUCCUUAUGGAGGGUUCUCUUCCCCUUCCUGAAGGUCUGAAGGUGGCUGAAAUGGCCACACAACCGAGAAAAGCCCGCCCGCCCCAGCCUGGGAUCCUACUGGGGCCAUGGCACCGGCUGAGUCCUCCAUGCCUCCUCAUUCCAUAGUUUGACCUUAAACACCAGUGUUCCCACCAGGAUGGACUGGGGAGAGCUGAGGGCGAUUCUGUUUACUAUCAAGAAUUGUGUUUUCGUAUCGUCCUCUCUUUUAUGCCAAGUAUGUGUGUGUGUUGGGCUGCGCAAUUGAUUUAUGUAGCAAAUGUGAGUCUGCAAAUAAAACAGAAUAACCAGCCCCA